Molecule: messenger RNA, 219 nt
Organism: Protopolystoma xenopodis
Lineage: Eukaryota; Metazoa; Platyhelminthes; Monogenea; Polystomatidea; Polystomatidae
Source: the annotation of a GenBank genome assembly
AUGAUACUUUGGCACGCCUGCAAAAGGAGAUUUUGCGCUGGAGAAUGCUUGAUCGCCGCUCGAGUUGGGGUAUUCGGUAGAUUCGAUGCAAAAAUGAUCCAGCGGCCCUGCCCUCAUGACAUGUUUGCGGCCAGCUUAGCUUGUCGUCGCGAUUCUUCGUCCGGCCACUUCUCGUCUGUGCUGGACGCUGAGUUGCCAGUGCCAACUGCAAGAGCCUGA